Molecule: messenger RNA, 916 nt
Organism: Impatiens glandulifera
Lineage: Eukaryota; Viridiplantae; Streptophyta; Magnoliopsida; Ericales; Balsaminaceae
Product: SKP1-like protein 1B
Exons: 3
Coding region: 126-593 (155 amino acids)
Biological process (GO): SCF-dependent proteasomal ubiquitin-dependent protein catabolic process
Cellular component (GO): cytoplasm; nucleus
Molecular function (GO): cullin family protein binding
Source: RefSeq, a predicted model, not a curated record
AAUAUAUAUAAUAGUUAGAAUAAAAGGUUGUAAUUUCUUGAAUCGUGUUUCUUUAUUUUCUUCCUGACUCUCUCUCUCUCUCUCUUCGUUGUUUCUCUCUCUCUCUAUAUCUGUAUUGAAUCAAGAUGUCGACAUCGAAAAUGAUUGUCCUGAAGAGCUCCGAUGGCGAAACCUUCGAGGUUGAAGAAGCGGUGGCGGUUGAAUCUCAAACCAUCAAGCACAUGAUUGAAGACGACUGCGCCGACACAGUCAUCCCUUUGCCUAACGUUACCAGCAAAAUCAUGGCUAAGGUUAUUGAAUACUGCAAGAAGCAUGUCGAGGCCCCUAAAUCCGAUGACAAAGCUGCUGAGGAAGAACUCAAGAACUUCGAUGCCGAGUUUGCCAAAGUUGACCAGGGCACCCUCUUUGACCUUAUUCUGGCAGCAAAUUAUCUCAACAUAAAGAGCCUUCUGGAUUUAACAUGUCAGACAGUGGCUGAUAUGAUAAAGGGGAAGACACCUGAGGAGAUUCGCAAGACAUUUAACAUUAAGAAUGAUUUCACCCCGGAGGAAGAAGAGGAGGUCCGCAGGGAGAACGCAUGGGCAUUCGAGUAAAACUAUACAUCCAUCAUUAUUAUGUUUGUUUUGUUUGUUUGUUGUUGUUGCUGCUGCCGAAUCUCUUCUUAUGUUGGAUUAUCUUACAACUGUCUUUAACCUUGUUCAUCUUUUUUUUUUAAGUCUAUUUUUACUCUGAAUGCUGCUUCUACUAAAAGGGGGGUUCUUCAUCCUCCUCCUAAGUGCUUUCAAGAUAAUCUGUCUCGCAUGGAACUAGUUGUGUUGUUUGUUAUCUCUUCUGUUGUUGAUUCUUAUUGCAAGGAAUAUUGAAUCUUGUAGAACAAAAAUUAAGAAUAUGGGAAUAUUAGAUUGAUUUCGUCGAA